AUGGCACGCGCAAGCCAUGAAGACAUUCCUACUGCAACCAAGAUGGCCAUGCAAGUUGAGUUGAGGACAACCGCCCAGUACAACACGCUUCCACAUGGCACGUUGACGCGCCUUGCGACCAAGGUCCGCAACGAGGACGUGUUGGACGCUGUUGCCGGUGUGGACAUCCAAUUGCGCCGGACGAUCCGAAGCACUGCGCACCACGCGUUGAUAUCAAAAUCCACACUGAACCGCCGCCUACAAGAGGUCGUACUUGACCUCAAGCCGGCCCUCACCCCGGAACACAUGAGCUCUCGGGUGGCGUUUUGUCUCUCAAACGUAAUUCAGAACGACGCCAGUCCGUCUGUUUUUCGCGAAUUUGAUGAUUUCAUACACGUCGACGAGAAAUGGUUUUGA
Messenger RNA from Aphanomyces astaci, 396 nucleotides. RefSeq lists its product as hypothetical. Lineage: Eukaryota; Oomycota; Saprolegniomycetes; Saprolegniales; Verrucalvaceae. The record is from RefSeq and is a predicted model, not a curated record. The transcript is spliced from 2 exons. Bases 1 to 396 code for a protein of 131 amino acids.